CGGGCGGAGAGGCGCGGCGCCGAGUCCCGUUAGAAGCAGUGCGGAACCCGCCGAGAGAGCCCACCGGCGCAGGACGAGUGACCUGCCGUGCCCAGCCCGCCGGGAAGAUGCCGAAAACGAUCAGUGUGCGUGUUACCACCAUGGAUGCUGAGCUGGAGUUUGCCAUCCAGCCCAACACUACAGGGAAGCAACUCUUUGAUCAGGUUGUCAAGACAAUUGGUCUAAGAGAGGUGUGGUUUUUCGGACUGCAGUAUCAGGACACCAAGGGCUUCUCCACAUGGCUGAAAUUGAACAAAAAGGUGACAGCACAGGAUGUACGCAAAGAGAGCCCCCUGCUUUUCAAAUUCCGUGCCAAGUUCUACCCAGAGGAUGUGGCAGAAGAGUUGAUCCAGGACAUCACUCAGCGCCUUUUCUUCCUCCAAGUGAAGGAGGCCAUUCUGAAUGAUGACAUUUAUUGCCCUCCAGAAACAGCUGUCCUUCUGGCUUCUUAUGCUGUCCAGUCAAAAUAUGGAGACUUCAACAAAGAGGUGCACAAGUCUGGCUACCUGGCGAGUGACAAACUGCUCCCACAGAGAGUUCUGGAGCAGCACAAGCUUAACAAGGACCAGUGGGAGGAGAGGAUCCAGGUGUGGCAUGAGGAACAUCGAGGAAUGAUUAGGGAAGAUGCUGUCUUGGAGUACCUGAAAAUUGCACAGGAUCUGGAAAUGUAUGGUGUGAACUACUUCAGCAUUAAGAACAAGAAAGGCUCUGAGCUCUGGCUAGGUGUAGAUGCUCUUGGACUCAACAUUUAUGAGCAGAAUGACAGGCUAACACCAAAAAUUGGAUUCCCUUGGAGUGAGAUCAGAAAUAUCUCUUUCAAUGACAAGAAAUUUGUUAUCAAACCUAUUGACAAGAAAGCACCAGACUUUGUGUUCUAUGCCCCUCGGUUACGGAUUAACAAGCGGAUCUUGGCGCUCUGCAUGGGGAACCACGAGCUCUACAUGCGCAGGCGUAAGCCAGACACCAUCGAGGUGCAGCAGAUGAAAGCACAGGCUCGGGAGGAGAAGCACCAGAAACAGAUGGAGAGAGCCCUGUUGGAGAACGAGAAGAAGAAAAGGGAGUUGGCAGAAAAGGAGAAGGAGAAGAUUGAACGUGAGAAGGAGGAGCUAAUGGAGAGACUCAAACAAAUUGAGGAGCAAACCAAGAAAGCUCAGCAAGAACUGGAAGAACAGACACGCAGAGCUAUGGAGCUGGAGCAGGAGAGGAAACGAGCUCAAGAGGAAGCAGAGAAACUGGCUAAAGAACGUAGAGAAGCAGAAGAGGCAAAGGAGGCCUUGUUGAAAGCUUCCCAUGAUCAGCAGAAAACUCAGGAGCAGCUGGCUGCUGAGAUGGCAGAACUCACAGCGAGGAUCACGCAGCUGGAGCUGGCCAGGCAGAAGAAAGAGAGCGAGGCCCAGGAGUGGCAACAGAAGGCCCAGAUGGUGCAGGAGGACUUAGAAAAGACCAAAGAGGAGUUGAAGACUGCCAUGAGCACCCCUCACGUCACCGAGCCCAUGCACUCUGAGAAUGAGCAUGAUGAUGAGCAGGAUGAGAACGCAGCAGAGGCCAGCGCUGAGCUGCGGUCGGAGGCCACCAUCAAGGACCGCAGCGAGGAGGAGCGCACCACCGAGGCGGAGAAGAACGAACGGGUCCAGAAACACUUGAAGGCUCUUUCCUCAGAGCUGGCCAACGCUCGGGAUGAGACCAAGAAGACAGCCAACGACAUGAUCCACGCCGAGAACAUGCGCCUAGGCCGAGACAAGUACAAGACCCUGCGCCAGAUCCGGCAGGGCAACACCAAGCAGCGCAUCGACGAGUUCGAGUCCAUGUAAACUCUCCCCCGCGCCUGCCGCCCUGCGCUCUCUCCUCCCCCCUUCCCUCUCCCAUCCUCUCCCGUCAUUCACUCGUAACCGUGCUACGCUGGAACCACUACAGAAGAGUGACCACAGUCUUAUUUAUCGAGUUUUGGGCAAAUGCUGGAGCUGAGCAACAGAAGAAAAAGAGAAUUGGGAAAGCAAACCUGGAUCGGGGCUGAGCUGAAAUGGUUUGGCUUUGGGUAAAGUCUCACUGCGUUUCCUUUUGUACCGCUUACCCAAGUGGCUGCGUUGCUGUCCUCUCCUGCUGGCUGGGGAAGCCAGCAGAUGCUGUGUUGUGUGCUAACAGUUUGACACUGUGCCUUCCUACUAACUCCUGCAAGCUUCAGUAUUAAGCUUAGUAGCCAGAGUCUGAAUUUCUGACUUAAUACAGGGUCUGAAUGAUGUAGUUGAGAAGGGGAAGCUGGAGCACAGGAGGGAAGGUUGGAGGUGGAAUAUGGACUUUUCUAUCCAACAGACCAAAGCUUUUGUCUUUCAAACAUAAGCAGACCUGUGGCGUUCUUGCUGGUGUUACCUUUUGUUCUUUAAUGAUGGAACUUUGAAUUUCCUAAUCAUGAGGAGGCCUUUGGAAUAUUUCCACUGAUGUGGUGUAGUUUGGAGCUUUGACUUCCCUGCUUUCCAGAAGUUUUGUCUCUGGUAAAUGGCUUUUUUUUUUUCCACUGUCAUGUGUCUGACUUGAAUGUAACCAGAGAGGCAGAGGUAGCUAAAAACCACACUGCCUUCCUUUUUGGGCUUGCCAGUGGAAACCUGAAGGGGUAGGUAGGAAUGUAACAGGCUAAGAAUUCCUGCAGCUGUGUUUUUCCCUUGCUGAACCAGUGCAUUUCUAGUCAUGUGAAGAGGAUUUCAGGGUUUUCCCCAAGAGGCCUUUUUAGCACAUAGUCAUUGGUGCCUUACAACUUCGUAUAGAUCUACUGUAGCUCAGAUGUCUCUAGUUCAAACUAGAUGCAAUCAUAAAAAGUGAUCAGCAGCUGGGGACCAAAAACUACUCUGGAGUCUGUGUCAUGUACAAGGCUGCAUCUGUCUUCCUGGCUUCAAGCAGCAUUUGAGGAGAGAAGAUCCCAAGAUACUUAUCCAGUUGCUGCCUUAAUCCUCACUGGCUUUCUGCCAGAUCCCUGGCUCAAGUGUGUUUUUUCUGUCCCCAGAGGAUGCUUUGCCCCUCUAGCUUUGAGAACAGAAGGCUCUGUCUCUAAGAAGUGAUUGUGAGGCUGGUCCCAAGAGCCAUUUGUACCAGUUGUUGUAAUACCCAUCACCUCCUGUCCUCUAAGCUAUCUGUGCUGUAGCUACCCAGAACCUUCCUGCUGUUUCUGGGGAGGAAACAGCCAUGCAUGCUCAGGGUUUGAAUUGGAUUUUGCCUUGAUCCUUCAUAGAAGGAGAUGUUAAACUUCAGAAGAGGCCUCUUGAAAAAUGGAUUCCACCUACGCUGGAGUCCUCCUUUGUUUUUUCCCUCUGGGAAGUCAUCAGGCUAGCCUGUGAUUUAUUUUCAUGCCUAACAUGAUCCUAAACCUUGUGGCUUUCUCAAUUUUGUGGAUUCCCCCUCUGUAGGGCUGUUGCUGCUGGUGAUGAUAGGAGGAGAACAUCUGACUGCUAGAGCAGCGUCAGCUGCUGGCUCUGUGGGGGAGGAGGGGUAAAGAGGGGACUGUGCCAAAAACAAAUGUUCCUGAUAGUGUUAAUAAACUGCAGUAUUUCCCCAAGAAUUCCUUGGGCUGCUGGAAACGACCUCACCAGUGCUGUAUUUUUAUUGGGAAGCAAUACAAGCCUGUGUGGACAUCCACAUGGAUGCCUGCCUGCCUUCCAACCUCUGUUAGGUGCACAGCUUAGCAGGUUGUUUCUAAACAUCCAGGUAAGUCAUGUGGGGACCUCCUUCUCUCCCCUGGACACAACAUGAUUUGGGGGAGGACAAAGCAAGCAUUUGGUUGGGCAAAGCCACGUGCCUCUGAAAGUCACAGAUGGAAGAUUGCAGUUGACUUUGUCAGCACUGAUUUGUGUGUUUCUCUGCUGAAGGGGUAUUGACACUGGCUCUACCCAAGUCUUGUUACUGGGGGGCCAAACGACCUUUACACUUCUGGUUUGGUGCUUUAAAGCUGGUUCUGGGCACUCCUGCUCUGUCCAUGGCAACUAUUGGUGUGUCUGGGUUGCGGGGAAGGGGGAAAAGGGUAGGGGAGAAAAGCCUUGAUUCUAUUUCACCAGUUUCCUACCAAGCUGAUGUAUGGUGCCUGGACCACACGUUCAAAUAAUAAGCCAGUAAACCUUUCCUGCUUUGAUGGGUCACAACACUGCUGAGCUCCUGUGUUCUGAUGCUGGCAUGACUUCUGUUUAUAAGGUUCUUUUGUUUUUUAAAUCCUUCUGAUUCCCAAACUCUCCAAAAGUAGGAAUGGAACAACCCUGUGCCAGCGAGUCCACCUCAACUCUUUGUAGUUGUUUCAGCCCUGUCUUCUCCUCUCUCUUUUUUAACCAGUAUUAUAUUCCAGUGGUAUCUUAUGAUAUUUGAUUUCAAUACUUCUAGCUAUGCACAAUUAGGAAAAUAUUAGUCAUGGGGCAGAGGCUGUGUCCUCAUUCCCUUGGAAAUGUAUACUGUAUUGUAAAGAAAUGAUAUUUUGCAAGGAAAAAAAACAAAACUAAUGUAAGAAGCUUUCAGUAUUAUGGUGAGAUUUGUAGACAACUUUUUUUUUUAUGUCUUAGGCUACAGUGAAUUGUUCUUCUUCUUCCUCUCCAUCUUCCAGUUCAGUUGGAUAAUUGCUCCUCUUGGGGGUUGGGGAGGGGAGGGAAGUACUUUAUCAAACAUUUGCCUGGCUUGGUUUGGUGGUUUUGUUUUGGUUUUUUUUUUUCUUCCCUUCUUGUUUUAUUUCUUCUGUUUCUGUAAAUUAUGUUGAGGUGUUUUUGGUGUUUUUUUGGUGGUCUUUUGGGGUUUUUGGUUUGUUGUUUUGUUUUGUUUUUUUUUGACCAGUCUUUUUACUGGAUUAUAAUAAAACAUCAAUUCCUUGAGGUUGUGGAGUUAAUUCAUGGGUCCAUGUGCUUAAUCUGCAGAGAGAACCUUGAUAUUAAGGCAUAUAUUUUUUUUUUGUUUGUUUGUUUAUUUGUUUCCUGUUUGGAGGAGUUGUUAAAAUCCAUCCCUUGUUCUUCCUAAAGUGCCAAUAAAGUUCAGAGAAAACUCA
This is a messenger RNA of Pogoniulus pusillus (Red-fronted tinkerbird), 5044 nucleotides long. RefSeq names its product moesin (gene MSN). Gene Ontology annotation, molecular function: cell adhesion molecule binding; actin binding. The transcript has 13 exons. Gene Ontology annotation, biological process: positive regulation of early endosome to late endosome transport; positive regulation of protein localization to early endosome; regulation of cell shape. NCBI's taxonomy places the organism in Eukaryota, Metazoa, Chordata, Aves, Piciformes, Lybiidae. The record is from RefSeq and is a predicted model, not a curated record. Gene Ontology annotation, cellular component: microvillus; plasma membrane; filopodium. The coding region runs from base 108 to 1850 and encodes 580 amino acids.